AUACAAUUACAUAUAAAUAACCUUCAUAGCCGUAUCAUUUCCCUUCAUCCUUACACUUAAAACAAAAAACAUAUAUACUUUGUAAUCCAAAUAUCUACAAAGAUUCAUAACUCUUUCUCUUUGUAAGAGACAAUACAAUGGAUCAUAAUGGUAAUAAGCUUGUAGCUGCUUUGCUGAUGUUCUUGUCAAGCUUCUUGCUGAUGAGGACAUCAAUGGCUGCUAACAACUAUAAUGUCGUUAACUUCGGUGCUAAACCGGACGGUCGUACCGAUUCCACAAAAGCCUUCCUCAGCGCGUGGCAAGCGGCUUGCCGUUCAGCUGCAAGUGUCACAAUAACGGUCCCAAGAGGGAGCUUCUUGUUAAAACCGGUGGAGUUUCGUGGUCCGUGCCGCGGUAGAAUCACGUUUCAGAUCUCUGGAACGCUUGUAGCUCCUUCUGAUUACCGUGGUUUGGGUAAUUCCGGUUAUUGGAUCUUGUUUGUGAAAGUAAACCGGAUCUCGAUCAAUGGAGGAAAAUUAGAUGCUAGAGGUGCUUCUUUUUGGGCUUGUCGAAAAGCAGGAAAGAGUUGUCCUGCUGGAGCCAGAUCGAUGACGUUUAACUGGGCAAACGACGUCGUAGUAAGCGGCCUAACCUCAAUAAACAGCCAAGUAACACAUUUAGUUAUAAACAGCUGCAACAAUGUAAUUGUUCGGAAAGUAAAGCUAGUGGCUCCAGACCAAAGUCCCAACACAGAUGGCCUCCAUGUCCAAGCAUCUACUGGUGUGACCGUAACCGAUAGCACGUUUCAAACAGGAGACGACUGCAUCUCUAUUGGUCCAGGAACUCGUAACCUCUACAUGUCUAAACUCAAUUGCGGUCCAGGGCAUGGGAUCAGUAUUGGGAGUCUAGGGAGAGAUGCUAAUGAAGCUGGAGUACAGAACAUAACGUUGAUAAACUCUGUUUUUUCGGGUUCGGAUAAUGGUGUUCGGAUCAAGACAUGGGCUAGACAAAGCACAGGUUUUGUGAGAAACGUUUUGUUUCAGAAUCUGGUCAUGAAAAACGUUCAGAAUCCAAUCAUUGUUGAUCAGAAUUAUUGUCCCACUCAUCAAGGUUGUCCUAAACAGGGCUCUGGUGUGAAGAUUAGCCAGGUUGUUUAUAGAAACAUUCAAGGGACGUCUCGAACACAACAAGCUUUAACGUUUGAUUGCAGUCGUAGUAAUCCAUGCCAAGCAAUUAAAUUGCACGACAUUAAGCUAACGUUCAACGGACGGUCGGCUACCUCUACGUGUAAGAAUAUUAAGGGAGUUAAGGCUGGUGUGGUAAUGCCACAAGGUUGUCUUUGAUUUCAUGAAUUCAAAGGGCCACAACAACAACCAUCAUAGGCGCAAGAGUAUUAUGUUGCGUCCGCGAUCGAGUUGUUCUGUUUUGCGUCUAAGUAUGUAUGUAUGUAUAUUGUGGAAGUUUAAUUUGUACUCUUUUCUGUAAAAAGUAUUAAUAUGAAAUGAUAAAAAUGAAUGAAAUUAUAGAUUA
Raphanus sativus (radish) is the source of this 1509-nucleotide messenger RNA. Its product is annotated as polygalacturonase-like. Lineage: Eukaryota; Viridiplantae; Streptophyta; Magnoliopsida; Brassicales; Brassicaceae. Bases 138 to 1322 code for a protein of 394 amino acids. Gene Ontology annotation, molecular function: polygalacturonase activity. The transcript has 4 exons. Gene Ontology annotation, biological process: carbohydrate metabolic process. The record is from RefSeq and is a predicted model, not a curated record.